Molecule: messenger RNA, 3417 nt
Organism: Odocoileus virginianus texanus
Lineage: Eukaryota; Metazoa; Chordata; Mammalia; Artiodactyla; Cervidae
Source: RefSeq, a predicted model, not a curated record
GAGAGCCGCGGGAGGGCCAGAACCGAGGGCACUGGUGGAAGCCGAGAGGCUUUCAUCCCGGCAAGAUCCGGGAGAUGCCCUGGGAGCGGUCCAAGAGGCGCUACCGGGAGAGGACGCUGAAGCUGAACCUCAAGAACCCGAACAAGCGGAAAUACCGGCCGGAGAGGAAGCCUCACGGGCUGACGCCCCCGAGGCCGGUGGAACCCGAGGAGGACCACGAUUCCAAAGAGGGCUUCUUGCUCCCAUCCCAAACACGGCGGGCCACCGUCAGAUUCAGCCUUCAGACCAGAUUUUGCCAAUCGUCGCAGUGGUCGAACGUCUCCCCCUCGGGCAGCGUCAUCAACGAACUGGCGAAGAUGGGCGACCCAGACGUCCUGGAGAUGGUGCAGCAGCAAGACAGACAAGUCAGUAGAGAAGAACAUCAUUCCAGAGCAAAUGAGGACCUGAGAAGCGGAGAGUCCAGUUUUCUCAUCUGUCGAGAAGCACAGCCUGCCACGCGAUACAAUUUGUUCCUGAGGCGGCGUCUUCUGUUUAAAAAAGAUGAACAAAGCAAAGAUUCUAUCUUCUUCAGAGAUGGGAUUAGGAAAAUUGAUUUUGUGCUUUCCUAUGUUGAUGACAUAAAGAAAGAAGCAGAACUGAAGGCGGAAAGAAGAAAAGAAUUUGAACAAAAUCUCAGAAAAACUGGUCUUGAGUUGGAAAUUGAAGAUAAAAUGAACUCUGAAGAUGGAAGGACUUAUUUUGUCAAGAUCCAUGCCCCUUGGGAGGUGUUAGUUACUUAUGCCGAAGUGUUGGGAAUGAAAAUGCCUGUUAAGGAGAGUGAUAUUCCCUCAGAUGACAAAAUCCCUUUUAGGUGUAUGCUUGAGCCUCUGAAGCUCCCCCGGGAUGUGAAGCAGCCCACCCCAGAAUAUUUCACUGUCCAGUUCACCAGACAUCGGCAAGAGCUCUUCCUCAUUCAGGAUGAGUCAAGCUUCUUUCCAUCCUCAUCAAGAAACAGAAUUGUUUAUUAUAUUCUCUCACGGUGUCCUUUUGGUGUGGAGGAUGGGAAGAAAAGGUUUGGCAUUGAAAGACUGCUAAAUUCUAACACUUACUCAUCUGCCUUUCCACUCCAUGAUGGUCAGUAUUGGAAGGCGUCAGAACCUCCUAAUCCUGUCAAUCAGAGGAAUGUACUCUACCAGAACUGGGCUCGGUUUUCUUAUUUUUACAAGGAGCAACCUUUUAAUUUGAUUAGGGAUUAUUACGGAGAAAAAAUUGGCAUCUAUUUCGUCUUUCUUGGAUUUUACACAGAAAUGCUGUUUUUUGCAGCUGUGGUUGGCUUGGCUUGUUUUAUUUAUGGUUUAUUAACGAUUCCUAAGACCUCAGGCAGCAGUGAGAUUUGUGAUCCUGAGAUUGGGGGUCAGCUUAUCAUGUGCCCACUCUGUGAUGAACUAUGUGACUAUUGGAGACUAAAUUCAACGUGUUUGGCUUCAAAGAUCUCCCAUUUAUUUGACAAUGAGUCAACACUGUUCUUUGCCAUUUUCAUGGGAAUUUGGGUCACAUUGUUUUUGGAGUUUUGGAAGCAACGACAAGCCAGACUGGAAUAUGAGUGGGACCUGGUAGACUUUGAAGAGGAGCAGCAGCAGCUUCAGCUAAGACCUGAAUUUGAAGCUAUGUGUAAAAAAAGGAAACUGAAUACAGUGACUCAGGAGAUGGAACCUUACUUGCCUCUAUAUAGCCGUCUUCCAUGGUACAUUUUAUCAGGAGUCACAGUGAUAUUAUGGAUGGCUCUGAUUGUCGCGUGUAUGGUAGCUGUGAUUGUAUACCGCCUGUCAGUCUUUGCUACAUUUGCUAGCUUCAUGGAAAGUGAAGCAUCCUUAAAGCAUGUCAAAAGUUUCCUCACUCCCCAGAUAGCCACAUCUCUCACUGGAUCGUGCUUGAACUUCAUUGUCAUCUUGAUCUUGAAUUUCUUUUAUGAAAAGAUAUCUGCCUGGAUUACAAAAAUGGAAAUUCCUCGGACUCACCAGGAGUAUGAGAGCAGUCUUACCUUGAAAAUGUUCCUGUUUCAGUUUGUAAAUUAUUAUUCAUCCUGCUUCUACGUAGCGUUCUUUAAAGGGAAGUUUGUGGGAUAUCCCGGAAAAUACACAUAUUUGUUUGGUGUGUGGAGAAGUGAAGAGUGUGAUCCUGCAGGCUGUCUAGUAGAACUGACAACCCAGUUGACCAUCAUAAUGACUGGGAAACAGAUCUUCGGAAACGUUAAGGAGGCCAUUUAUCCCUUGGUUCUGAAUUGGUGGAGACGCCGAAAAGCCCGAACCAACUCUGAAAAGCUAUACAGUCGAUGGGAGCAGGAUCAUGACCUUGAAACUUUUGGUUCUCUUGGGUUAUUCUAUGAGUAUUUGGAAACAGUUAUCCAGUUUGGAUUUGUUACAUUAUUUGUGGCCUCUUUUCCUUUGGCCCCUCUUCUCGCGCUCCUGAAUAACAUAAUAGAGAUUCGAGUGGAUGCCUGGAAGCUUACGACUCAGUACAGGAGACCUGUAGCUGCGAAGGCUCAUAGCAUAGGUGUUUGGCAAGACAUUCUUUACGGAAUGGCUGUCCUUUCUGUUGCAACUAAUGCUAUUAUUGUUGCAUUUACAUCGGACAUGAUUCCCCGUUUAGUUUACUAUUAUGCCUACUCAGUAAACGAAACUUGGCCUAUGAGAGGUUAUGUCAAUAACAGCCUGUCAGUAUUCCUCAUAGCCGAUUUUCCAAACAACACUGUACCUUCGGAAAAACGAGACUACAACACUUGCAGUGUGUUUUUAAUUAAAUUUUUCUUGGCCUGGAUGAUCCCUGAUGUUCCAAAAGAUGUUCUGGCAAGAAUCAAGCGAGAAAAGUUAAUGACUGUCAAGAUUCUCCAUGACUUUGAACUUAACAAACUAAAAGAGAACUUGAGGUUGAAUUCUGCUUCUGAUUUUGACAGGCAUUUUGGUAUCAAGGAAAGCAAAGCAAAUCUGGCUGAAUCAACAACCUAAUUAACACAAUGAGCAAGUGGUUGGUUGCCUGUCUGGCUUCACAGUUUAUCUGGAUUUGGAGCCAGAAGCCAUGUGUCUUUUACCCUUCUUCUUUUUUUUUUUAACUCAGAGUUUUUGUACACUUUUAUGGAGGCCUUUGUACAGCUUCAUGGAGGUUGGAAGAACAGCUGUCUGCUUCACUGGCUGGACCCUCCCUAGAUAUUGGUUCUGGGAUUCUAUAAAUGAUUGUUAAAUGUAUGUUUGAAAUCAGAAUAUUGGAAAAUCAUGGGAUGUUGCAGUUUGGAAUUAAACACUGGACGUCGGCUCUCCUAUCGCCUUCCAGUGAGGGUGCACAUUUUCAUGGUCAUCUUUCUUUGGGGUUGUGUUAUAUCUCUACCCUAUCAGAGAAAGUAUUGGGACAAAAGGAAUAGAAGUGAAGAGGUCUACUGAGCCA